CGCUGUCCCUUUAACGUGGGAGGAGGGGCCAAGGCUGCGGGAAGUUGCCAGAAGCUGGGAAGAGCUGGUGCCCUCGCAGGCUGCAGGCUGGUGGGCAGCAGGCUGGAGCCGGGCUGGGUCUGGGCACUGUUCAGCAGGCAGGUCUCGGUGUUAAUGGUCACUUCCUGCAAAUAGGCCUUUCGUGACCUCUCUAUCCACAGAAUGCGUUCCCCUGGGCUCCCUGCUGUCACUCAUCUCGAACAUCUCUCUUGGAGAACUUGCAGAUGGAAAGAGAAUUCAAAGCCCUCUCUGCCAACCCAAUACUCACAGAUCUGAUUUGCAUCCUGAUUCAAACUGUUAGAAACCCCAAAUCACUGACAGCAAAACCAACUGUUUAUCCCAUUUAAUGAGAUGAUUGGAAAGAAUGUGAGCUCUGGCAAAGCAGGGGCUGCCUCUGACAUGUGCGCUCCAAAAUCUGGAACCUCCUGGCACAUAGUAGGCCCCCUGGGGGUUGCUGGGAUGGAUCACUCUCGAACAGGCUGUGCUAAGGCUGAGCACUUCCACGUGGUCACGCCUCUGCUGGAGAGCUGGGCACUUUCCCAGGUGGCAGGUGUGACUGUCUUCCUCAAGUGCGAGAAUGUGCAGCCGGCCGGCUCCUUCAAGAUCCGGGGCAUUGGGCAUUUCUGCCAGGAGGUGGCCAAGAAGGGAUGCAGACACCUGGUGUGUUCCUCAGGGGGCAACGCAGGCAUUGCAGCUGCUUAUGCUGCUCGGAAGCUGGGCAUCCCUGCCACCAUUGUGCUCCCUGAGGGCACCUCCCCGCAGGUGGUGAAGAGGCUGCAGGGGGAGGGGGCAGAGGUUCAGCUGACUGGAAAGGUUUGGGACGAGGCCAGUCUGAAGGCACAAGAGUUGGCCAAGAGGGAUGGUUGGGUGAAUGUCCAUCCAUUUGACCACCGUCUGAUCUGGGAAGGCCAUGCCAGCCUGGUGCGAGAGCUGAAGGCAGCACUGGGGACUCCACCAGGGGCCCUGGUGCUGGCAGUAGGGGGUGGAGGGCUCCUGGCUGGGGUGUCAGCUGGCCUGGCAGAGGUGGGCUGGCAGCAUGUGCCCAUCAUUGCUGUGGAGACCCGAGGGGCACACUGUUUCAAUGCAGCCAUCAAGGCGGGCAGGCUAGUCACGCUGCCAGAAAUCACCAGUGUGGCCAAGAGCUUGGGUGCCAAGACUGUGGCAGCAAGGGCCCUGGAGUGCACGCAGGAGCUGGAGAUCAUCUCUGAGGUGGUGGAGGAUGUCCAGGCUGUGAGCGCUGUGCAGCGGUUCCUGGAUGACGAGCGCAUACUGGUGGAGCCUGCCUGCGGGGCAGCUUUGGCUGUCAUCUACUCAGGCCUCCUGGAGAGGCUCCAGGCUGAGGGCCGCUUGCACUCCCCGCUGGCCUCGGUUGUGGUCAUUGUGUGUGGAGGCAAUAGCAUCAAUAGCGGAGGGUUACAGGCUCUGAAGGCCCAGCUGAGUCAGAGCUGAGGCUUCCUCGCUUGGGAUGGACACCCCUGUAGCUGGUGAGGGCAGCCUGUGUUCCUGGAUGGCAGUGGAAGCUGCCCUGUGCUCCUGUGCCAGCUGCCUCCUGCAGGAAGCCCUCCUGAAAUGCUCCCUUUGGCUCCCCUGCAGCCCUGGCCAAUAAACACUCUGAGUUGAAUUUGUAA
Molecule: messenger RNA, 1667 nt
Organism: Canis lupus familiaris (dog)
Lineage: Eukaryota; Metazoa; Chordata; Mammalia; Carnivora; Canidae
Gene: SDSL
Product: serine dehydratase like
Exons: 11
Coding region: 391-1488 (365 amino acids)
Biological process (GO): L-serine catabolic process; L-threonine catabolic process
Molecular function (GO): threonine deaminase activity; L-serine ammonia-lyase activity
Source: RefSeq, a predicted model, not a curated record